AUGCGUAUAAAGCCGAUAUAUUCACUUUCUAAUUUUUACUUUCUAAACUCCAGUCCUCUAGACCGAGAGGCCUGUGACACAUACUACCUGACCGUGGUUGCCAUCGACUCGCCGGUCAAUAGUCGUCCCUUGUCUGCAAGCAGUUUGGUAAUUGUCCAAGUGGUAGAUGAGAAUGACAACCAGCCCCGGCUUCUAGGAGCCCUCAGCGACUCUUCCUUCGUUUUCUCCCACUCCGUCUGGCGGCCUGGAGAGGAGAUGAAAAAUCCUACAACCACUUCCUGGACGACAGGCAUUGAGUACACAAGCAUUGACGCCCAGUCUCUCUCUUCCCGGCCACCGGUACCCCAUAAACCGCCUGCCAGUCUCCUCUACUCGGAUCCGCCCGUCGUACGACUCAUCUGCCUACGCGGAGUCGGCACAUUCCAGGCUACAUGGCAGAGGCCAUCGGCUUCGGGGACUGCAUCAACCAACGACCGGCCGAAUGUCUGCCGGGCCCGACUGAGAGCCGAGGAACCCGACAAAAUCGGGCCAUACCUUCUGCCACCACCGAUGGACGCCAGACUCGGGCAGCAUGUCGCCUUCCGGCUGGCUCCGGAGCUGUCGACGCCCAACUGGGAUACCUCACCAGACGGUUACAAGGCCUUCCGAUUGAACGCCACCACGGGUGAUCUGGUUUGGCUGACUAGCAACUGGCGAGACGUGACUGGCGGCGGCGGUGUGGAGCGCAUCUGGUAUAGAGUGGAGGAGGCCGAGUGCCUAUCGGAUGCCAGUGAAAGAGGAUGUUCUCCCGGAAUAACCGGUAUCUCUAUCUUUGAUAGCGCUUUUUCUGAGUGCUAUUCAUCAUUGUCUAAUAUACUCUUUAGUAUCGUAUUUAAUGACACAUUCCAGCCUCAUUAUCCCAGUUCUUCAUCCUGGAUCUUCGAUCAAGGCAGAGCUCUAUCUUCUUCUUGUGCUUGUUUAGUUACCAACAAAUUCUCUGAUUUACCUCUGGAGCCUUACCAUUAA
This is a messenger RNA of Protopolystoma xenopodis, 1005 nucleotides long. NCBI's taxonomy places the organism in Eukaryota, Metazoa, Platyhelminthes, Monogenea, Polystomatidea, Polystomatidae. The record is from the annotation of a GenBank genome assembly.